GCGCCCGGCCGCGGCCCUGAGCUGCGCGGGAACCCGCGGCCCGCCCGGCCCGGCCUCCUCCUCCUCCUCCUCCGCCCCGCGCCAUGGAGGACGAGCUCUACCUCGAGAACAUCGACGAGUUCGUCACCGAUCAGAACCGCAUCGUGACAUACAAAUGGCUGAGUUACACUCUGGGAGUUCAUGUCAACCAGGCUAAACAGAUGCUGUAUGAUUAUGUUGAGAGGAAACGAAAGGAGAACUCAGGAGCUCAGCUUCAUGUCACCUACUUAGUAGCAGGAGACCUCAUCCAGAACGAGCACGUUUGCCACAAGGUUGCAGUAGUGAGAGAGGAUAAACUUGAAGCAAUGAAGUCCAAACUAGCCAAGAUUACCAGCGUGCACAUCUACAGCCUUCAGAAGGCCUUGCUGAAGGACAGUGGGCCUCUCUACAACACAGACUAUGAUAUUGUCAAAACAAACCUGCACAACUGCACCAAGUUCAGCGCCAUCCGUUGUGCUGCUGCGGUGCCCAGGGCCUCAGCUGAAGGUUCUCAGGCACAGACGUCUGCACAGGCUGGUCCCCUGCCACCAAGUGACACCAGUGCUGGCAGUGUCCCUGUGGCCAAUGGCCACGCUCCAGCCACCACCAAACAGACCUCGCAGCAGCCCAGAGGGAUCAUGGGAAUGUUUGCAGCAAAAGCAGCUUCCAAACCCCAGGACACAAAUAAAGAAACUAAAGCAGAGGCUAAGGAGGCCCCAGGUGUGUCUGCAGCAAGCACCAAACCACCAGCAAAGGGCAACAUCAUGAACAACUUCUUUGGAAAAGCUGCCAUGAAUAAACUCAAAGUCAGCUCUGUGCCUGAGCAGCCAAAGGAGGAGAAAGAAGUAGUCAAGCCUUCAGUUCCUGGAGCAGAACCAGAGUCAUCCCCUAAUGGUGUAGUGGAGAAAGCUGGGAAGAAAACGGAGUCUGCUAGAAGUCAACAGAAGGACAAAAAAAGUAAAACCAAGAGGCUGGACAAGUCGGAUAACGAGGAGGAACGAGAUCCCGAGAACGUAAAGAAAAAGAGGAAGAGAAUUAAACAACUUCAGUCUGACAGCAGCGAUGAGGAAGCAGGUAUCCCACCAUCUCCCACACCUGAGGAAGAGAAAUCUCCACCUCCUGUACCUGCUCUGAAAGCUGAACUGGGGCCUUCAUCUACAGAGGCUUCAGCUGGAGGGAGGAAGAGGAAACGGAAGCGUGUCCUGAAAUCCAAAAUGUUCAUUGACGAGGAGGAAGGCUGCAUGGUGACAGAGAAGGUUUAUGAGAGUGAAUCCUGUACAGACAGUGAGGAUGACUUCAAGUCCAAACCACCACCAGCAGCACCCAAGCAGCCUCUGAAGAAAGAAUCAAAAGAAGAAAGGAAGAACCUGAAGAAAGGAGCAGCCACUGCCAGCAGAGCCAACAAACAGGUCUCCAUCAUGGGUUUUUUUCAGAAGAAAUGAACUGGUUCUUUCUCCUGGUCCUCUUGGGAGUGCUGCUCUUUCUGUGUGGCUUUCUAAGAACUGCUGCACUGGAGGAGAACAAGCUGCAAUCUUCACUUAUGUAAGAUCUUGCUUACUGUGUAAGGAAGCCCUCUGGACUAGAUUCUGUGUCAGAGAAAAGUUUGAUUUGUUCCUGCAAUGAUCUCAGUUGUCUUUCCUGAGCAGUGUGGGAACCACCAGCUGGAAGCAAAAUCUGGAGGAACUCUGGAAAGCCUCUUAAUCUCUUCACAUGAAAUGUUAUUUUUUUACUACAGGCCUUUCAGCUGUUGGGUGCUGAAGGUCUGUUCCACCACUGCUAGAUGGACUAAGUUAGGAGUCAAGUUGUGGCAUUUAUUAUUUUUUUUCUCCCCCUUCUUUUCACACCCCCAGCUCUCCAGGUUGAUCUAGAUGUUCACGUUGGUUGGAAGCUGUCAGAGAUCAGGUCUUCCACACUGAACAUCUGCUUCAGCUUUCACUGAAUGAAAUGAACUUAAUUUCCCCCCCAAGACUGGUAAAUUGGUUUUGCUCUGCCUUUCAUCAUCUCUUCUUUGGACAAAACAGGGCCUAUAAAAUUCUCUUACUCUCUUCUUCCUUGAACAUAUCCCCUGUAAAUGGCUCAGAUGCCUAAUUAUAUAUAAUUACAUAGACCAGCAGACACUGUUGAUGCUCUGUCUGCAAAAAAACAACAUCUUGGAGGCUUCCCACACAAUUGGCUCCAGUGGAACUGGGGGAAGUCUCUGCUGUUGAUGGGGAAGCAACUGGAUCCUUAACCUUGACAGUUAAGGAGCCAAAGGGAAGAGUGAUCAGAGGGCACUUCUGCUAACACUGCUCAGGUACCUGCUGUUGUGGUCAGGAUCUGUGCCCUGCCUGCUGCUUCUGGAGCUUGGGCUGGGUUUUUUCCACAGGCAUAAAGCAGACAAGGGAAGAGCUUUUUUCUAGGACAUCUUACCAUCUCCCUGCUGCAGGAAUUGUCACAGCAAAGGAGCCUGAGGAGCCCUUUUUGGGAGAUGAACAGUGCACUGCAGUCCUGCUCGUGGGAACUGAGGCAGUUUUGGGUUCAUUCUGGUUUUCUGGUGCUAAAUUUGACAGAUAUGUGUAAUAAGGCAGGUUUUCCAGAGAGUGGGAGCUGAGCAUUGCUCCAGCUUGGCCUGGGGAAGGCUUCCAGAUGGGCCACUGCUGUCAUCAGUGGUUUCUGAGUGGUGUUGGGCCAGCAUACCUAUGGAUAUGUAUCUACAUACUGGUUUAUAAAGUGUUUGUGGUUGGCAGAGAGAGAGAGAGAAGGCCUGAACAACAUGAACUGGGGAAGAGAUGUCUUUGGCACCCAGGUGAGUUCUCCUGAGAGGAUCACAUCCAGCUGCAUGCUGACCUGUGGCCACUGGAAGGGCCAGCUCGAGGGGGUGACUGGACCAGGAGGUCAGGUUGGUGACUCAAGAAACUGGAACAUGCACCUCAUUGUCACCCAAGAGCUGACUCAGUUGAAGUCACCCCAGGCAGAUAGGAGAUGGUUGAGUCCCUGUGUAGCUUCUCAGAAGAGUGAAGAGCCUAAACUCUGGACUUUGUGUUGGAAACUUAGAGGAGAAAUGAUAGGGAGGUGAGGGAAGGCAGAACUGGCCCAGGACAGCCCAGGCAUCCCAAACCAGAGCCUGCUGCCCAAGCUGAAGAAGGUUUUCAUGCUCUGGUGGUGAGUCUGGGUGACGUGGGCAGCAGAAGUCCAUGGGGAACAAAUGAACAACCUUGUUCUGACUUCUAUGAAGAAAAUGUCACUUCCACGACCAGCCGCCGCUGUGGUGCUUGUUUUCCUUGGUAGAACUGGGGGUGGACUUUGAAAAGUUAUGAUAAGUAACAAAACUCAUUAAAUACAGGUAUUUUUUUUCAUUCUUACACAUUAAAUGAUUUGCUAAGUCCCUGAUC
Apus apus (common swift) is the source of this 3389-nucleotide messenger RNA. RefSeq names its product DNA polymerase delta 3, accessory subunit (gene POLD3). Gene Ontology annotation, biological process: DNA strand elongation involved in DNA replication; nucleotide-excision repair, DNA gap filling; DNA synthesis involved in UV-damage excision repair. The coding region runs from base 84 to 1460 and encodes 458 amino acids. Gene Ontology annotation, molecular function: DNA-directed DNA polymerase activity. Gene Ontology annotation, cellular component: delta DNA polymerase complex; nucleus. NCBI's taxonomy places the organism in Eukaryota, Metazoa, Chordata, Aves, Apodiformes, Apodidae. The transcript has 12 exons. The record is from RefSeq and is a predicted model, not a curated record.